CCCGGGGCCACCGCAGCGGGACCAUGCCCGCCCCAGCCUCCCGAGCCCCCGGCGACUGAGCGGGGCCGGUGGAGGCAGCGGGGGCCGGCGGUCGGGAUGCCCCGGCGGAGCCCGCUCGCCCUCGGCCUGCUCGGCCUCGCAGCCUGCCUGCUGACAGCACCGGCGCUGGGCUGCGGGCCGGGCCGGGGUCCGGUGGGGCGGCGGCGGCUGGGGCGGCGGCAGCUCUCGCCGCUGCUCUACAAGCAGUUCGUGCCCAACGUGCCCGAGCAGACGCUGGGGGCGAGCGGGAAGGCAGAGGGCAAAGUGCUGCGGGGCUCGGAGCGCUUCAGGGACCUGGUGCCCAACUACAAUCCCGACAUCAUCUUCAAGGACGAGGAGAACACGGGCGCGGACCGGCUCAUGACCGAGCGCUGCAAAGAGCGGGUGAACUCGUUAGCCAUCGCGGUGAUGAACAUGUGGCCCGGGGUGAAGCUGCGAGUGACGGAAGGCUGGGACGAGGACGGGCACCACCUCCCCGACUCGCUGCACUAUGAGGGCCGGGCACUGGACAUCACCACGUCCGAUCGGGACCGGCACAAGUAUGGCAUGCUGGCGCGCCUGGCCGUGGAGGCCGGCUUCGACUGGGUCUACUAUGAGUCCAAGGCGCACAUCCACGUCUCCGUUAGAGCAGAUAACUCGCUGGCCGUCCGCACCGGCGGCUGCUUCCCCGGCCACGCCACUGUGACCCUGCAGAGCGGCGAACGCCGGGGCCUGGCCGACCUGCGCCGGGGCGACUGGGUGCUGGGUGCGGAGCCAGGCGGGCGCCUGGUGCCCACCGAGGUGCUGCUGUUCCUCGACCGCGACCUGGACCAACGCGCCUCCUUUGUGGCCAUCGAGACGGCCAGCCCUGCGCGCCGGCUGCUCCUCACCCCGUCCCACCUCGUCUUCGCGGCCCGGGGGGCGGCCAACGCCACCUUCCUGCCCGUCUUCGCCCGCCGUGUGCGCCCCGGGGACGCGGUGCUGGCCCACGGUGCCGGGGGGCAGGGGCUGCGCCCGGCGCGAGUGCUGCGGGUCUCACGGGAGGAUGGCGUCGGGGUCUUCGCCCCGCUCACCUCCCACGGGACCCUGCUGGUCAACGGGGUGCUGGCAUCCUGCUACGCCGUCCUAGAGAGCCACCGCUGGGCCCACUGCGCCUUCGCCCCGCUCCGCCUCUUCCACGGCCUCCUCUCGCUGCUGCCCGUGCGCGCCGAGGCCGGGAACGGGACGGUGCCAGAGGCUGGGAUGCACUGGUACUCCCGCCUGCUCUACCGGCUGGCUGGGGGGGUGCUGGGCCACGAGGCCCUGCAGGUAUAGGGGGUCCCGCCCCCCCCCAGUCACCGCACUGCAGAUCAUGCUACACACUGGAAACUGGGGGCUCCAGCCCUGGGCCCCCCUUGCACCCAGGGAGGAGCGAUUGGGGUACCUCUGGCCCCGCGGAGGCGUUGGGGUGACCCUCAGCUCUGCUGGGGACAGGGUCUCUGGGAUGGGGCGUCAUGGGGUGGCCCAGGGACCUGAGCUCAGCCCCCUCCUGUGUCCCGGAGCCCCUCCUGCAGCACCGCCGGGUAUCUGCACCCGGGACCCCGCGCGCUCCCCCGCUAUUUAUUGCUUUAUUAACCGCUGCGGCUGGGGCUGCUGCCUGUCGGGCGUCAUCGGACCCUGCCCCGGGGCUGCAUCCAGUCCGGGGGAUGCCGAAUCCAGCCCAGCGGAUGCCGGAUCCAACCCGGGGAGUGCCGGAUCCAACCCGGGGGUGCCGGCCCCGGCUCUAACCGCGCUAACUGCUAACCCGCCCUGCUUGAGAGGUCUAUUUUUCUAUUUAUAAAUGGUAAUAUAAAUGCCCCCGCCCGCGCCGCGGGGCAGGGCUCAGCCUGCUCCUAACCACGACUGUGUCAGAAACAGAGAAUCCUGCUAUUUAAUUCUUUGGGUAAAUAAAGAGACUCUAUGGCCCCUGUGGA
Molecule: messenger RNA, 1970 nt
Organism: Strigops habroptila (Kakapo)
Lineage: Eukaryota; Metazoa; Chordata; Aves; Psittaciformes; Psittacidae
Gene: DHH
Product: desert hedgehog signaling molecule
Exons: 3
Coding region: 97-1332 (411 amino acids)
Biological process (GO): cell fate specification; regulation of gene expression; protein autoprocessing
Molecular function (GO): patched binding; calcium ion binding
Source: RefSeq, a predicted model, not a curated record